GUUCGUAUAUGGGCGGGUCUCUUCCCGUCAUUGCUCAUCGUCUCCAUUCUCCAUCGCGUACUCCCCCACACUUCAUUGCGACAGUCCGCUCUUUCAGCGCUGUACCUUUGCGCUCCACCGCAGUCUUUCUUGAACUCACCCUGUCGUUCCUUCCUCUGCUAUGCCUUCCACUUCAUUUCGCUCCCUCCUCCCCGUUUCUCUUUGCGCUUCUCUUGCCCUCAUUGAUCAGACCCAAGCAAGUCCGUCGAACGCUCAUGUUCGGAGACAAUACGACACGGGCGAAAGCACGAUCGACGUCCAAUCCGAGCGACAUCGCCUAGACUUCUUCCAGUUUGUCACUAGACCAGAUAUCGAUGCCCCGCGCUGGAAGGUCCAGGUCUACGACAAGGAUGCCCUAGCUCCAGGCUACUGGUUUGCUUCCGUGUACGAGUACAUCGACCAGACGACCGCCGGCGCCAGUGCAUGGAGUGGUCCGAGCAUCUACGAUCAAGAUGGCGAAUUGGUGUGGAGUGGAGCGCCGCUCUUCCACGGCUUCAACAUCGACGACUUCCACGCGGACCAAAUCAACGGCACGCCCGUGCUGAUGGGAAUUCAUCACAAGCAGAGGAGAGAUGUGGUGGUCAACAGCAACUAUGAGAUUAUCAAGGAAGUCACCAUCGAGCAGCCAAACAAAGUAGACAUCCACGGCUUCCACACCGUUGACAACGGGACUCGGUCACUCGCAAUGCGCCACGCAGACGCAGCCCCUUCUGAUCCGCGGGAGUUGAGCGCCCUCGGAUACGGCGAGUCGUGCAUCGUAGAGUAUAGUGGAUUUGAAGAGCGAGAUACAUCAACGUGGGAAGUCACGUUCGAGUGGAGCGCGAAAGAUCGCGUUCGGUUGGAGGAAAGCACGCACGACUUCGCUUGCAAACCAUGGAUUUACCUCCACGGCAACACCGUCGACAAAUUCCCGGAUGGCGACUAUCUGUUCUCCGGCCGCGCCACGGACACGCUGUACAAGAUCUCAGGCAUAGAUGGCUCGAUAUUGUGGAGACUCGGGGGCAAAUUCUCCAACUUCACGUGGAUUGGCGACGAUGGCCACUUCUCUGGCCAACACUUUGCUCGGGUUCAAGAACAGAAUGCGACGCAUAUCAUCCUGUCGGUGUUGGACAACGCGUUCCAGGGCAGGCAACCUCACCCCGUCCUCACAAACGAUCAAUCACGUGGCCUGAUUGUCGCCUUGCGCACCGACACGCAGCCCAUGACCGCACAGGUUCUCCAGACAUACAACCACCCGCAUGGCGGCUACGCUCCAGGCCGCGGCAGCUUCCAAAUCCUGGAUAAUGGAAACGCGUUUAGCGGAUGGUGGACCAACGGGCUGAUCAGCGAGCACGCGCCCAACGGGACCCUACUGAUGGAGGCCGUCUGGACGACCAACCUGAGGUCCUACCGCGCGUACAAAAUGCCCUGGGUCGGCCACCCGACGCAACCACCCGAUGUCUACGCUCGAGCGGUCAUAGUGGAAGACCCGGAGCAGGGUGGCAGGAAAUCGAUGCAGACGGCCGUCUAUGUGAGCUGGAACGGAGCGACGGAGGUGGCGAGCUGGCGCCUCUUGAAGACGACCGCGCACGGGAAAGCCAGAGAGCAGGUGGCGGAGAUUGCACGACAGGGCUUCGAGACGAUGAUGACGUACGACGGGUAUGCGAGCUAUGUCGUCGUGCAGGGCAUCGAUCGCGAGGGCAACGUGCUGGGCGAGUCGACGGUGUUCACCACCAUCCCACCGCGCGACAAGUUUGCUCCGGCGGUGCUGAAGGAGCAGCAUUGGAUGUCCGCGCACGCUGCUGCCGCCGCUGCUGCACUUGCCGGUCUGGGCGAGAGGGUAUCGCCGGUCGAUAACCCUGUGGCUGCGUUCUUUUUCGGCUUGAUGGUCAGUUUGGUGGGAGUGUGCUUGGUGAAAGGCAUUGUGCAUCUGAGACAGAGGAGGAAUCAGCGCUCAUGGCGCCCCCGGACCGAGCAAAACAAAGCUUUCUACGAAGCCGUGUCGGUGUCGGAUUGCGGCGAGGACACGUUGGUAGAGGACGCAUUUGUCCAAGACGAAAAGGACGAAGGAAGGUGAACAGGUGGAUUUGAUGAAUUAGCGUGUAUCAAAGUUGUUCCCAUUCCCA
Molecule: messenger RNA, 2144 nt
Organism: Neohortaea acidophila
Lineage: Eukaryota; Fungi; Ascomycota; Dothideomycetes; Mycosphaerellales; Teratosphaeriaceae
Product: ASST-domain-containing protein
Exons: 3
Coding region: 161-2095 (644 amino acids)
Source: RefSeq, a predicted model, not a curated record